Molecule: messenger RNA, 3963 nt
Organism: Laccaria bicolor S238N-H82
Lineage: Eukaryota; Fungi; Basidiomycota; Agaricomycetes; Agaricales; Hydnangiaceae
Exons: 4
Coding region: 1-3963 (1320 amino acids)
Biological process (GO): mitotic spindle organization; microtubule-based movement
Molecular function (GO): zinc ion binding; microtubule motor activity
Source: RefSeq, a predicted model, not a curated record
AUGCCUAAUGAGUCUAUCUCUAGUGGUUCAUCUCGACAACGGUGCCGUCGUUUUUUGUCCGGCAGCUGUCCUGACGGCGAAAGAUGUAGAUAUCUUCAUACUACUGAAACGCCUCCUUCUCGUCCCAGUGAAACAGGAAGACACGGGCGGAAUAGGGGUCGUCGAAACCCUAUACCACCCGCAACCCAGACGGCGAGCUCGAAUGAGCCUUUGUCGGCUUCACAACCUGUUACGCACCAGACUUUGCCGCGGGAAAUCGACGGCGCUGACAGGGCUGAACAAAGGGUACGAAUGAUAAUUGGGGAAAUACGGAAUGCUGCAGCACAGGAUACUGUUGUAGACCCACGACAACAAGUGAAGGCGGACGAACCACAGGCGCCAUCUCGUAAUGUGGCAGGGCGACGCCGAGACAGGGAGGAGGCUCGAAGGGCCAAGGAGAGAAUGGCGGCUGAGGUGGCGCGGAUACAGGCUGAGGAGUGUGCAAAGGAGGAGGCGUCGAGAAAGGAAAGGGAAGAAAGGGAGGAAGAGCGGAAAGCCGAAGAACGAGCGCGUCUCAGAAGACAACGGGCACAAGAAGAGGCUGGGCGAAAGGAAAGGGCGGAAAAAGAGGCAGCUGAGCGGCGGGCCAAUGCAGCACGAGAGGCAUCGGAGCGAGAUGCGGCAGAAGAAGCUGAGCGGCAGGCCAAUGCAGCACGAGAGGCAGCGGAGCGAGAUGCGGCAGAAGAAGCUGAGCGGCAGGCCACUGCAGCACGAGAGGCAGCGGAGCGAGAGGCGGCAGAGGAAGCUGAGCGACGGGCCAUUGCAGUGCGAGUGGCCCGAGAGGAAGCAGAGCAACGAGCCAAUGCGGCGCAGAAAGCAAAAGAAGAACGAGAGAAUGCUGAGCGGAAAGCAAGGGAAGCUGAACUGGAACAGAGGCGAGCACAUGAAGCCCAGGUGACCAUGCAACAGAUGGUUCUCGGCUCCGCUUUAGUGACUUUUGGUGCUGGACUCGACAUCCGUUCCGUUGUCACUGGAUUUGACCUAUACCGGGUCGUGGUGAAAGACCUUCCGUGUAACGCCAAUCCUCAUGAGGUGGCCGCAGUUUUCACACAACUGGGCGUCAAUCCCGAAAAUGUUUUCCUCGAGGAAACACGGCCUAGUAAUGGUAUGCACGCUGAUGCCAUUUUUUCGGUAGGGGCGGACCAGGUUCCCCUCUUUGGCUCGGACCGCACCAUCGAUUUCGAAGGUCAGCGCCUCCGGUUCGAAGUUGGCCCAAUUGCGUCUGAACAUUCGAUGGUCCUUUCGUCGCACAACACCAAUACCCUGACCGUCUACUGGCGAGUUUCAUCCACAUCGGUGAUCGCCACUUACCCCACAUUGGAAGUAGCGAAAGCUAAGGCUAAGGAACUUGAUGGCAAGAUGUUGGGCGGGCGCCGGGUAAAAGCCGUUCUGAAUACCCAGCCCCCAACAACCCCCAACUGGCGCGAAAGCGUCAAGAUCAUGAACCUUCCUUCAAAUGUGCCAAUAGCUGAAGUUGAAGCGUUCUCUGGAACGUCUUCCCUCCACGUUGUUAAUUCUCCAAUAUACAUCCUCGAAGGGUUCAUCGAGUUCCUCCGCAAGCAUCUCGAGGGUCUUCCGGGUGCCAUUCGAGGGACAUUUGCGUGUCUUUCCAGCUUAACCCUCAAUUCCACUAUCCGAGUGGAGAUUCAAUUCAACAGCUGGGGGGAAGCAAAGUUUGCUUGCGAUACUUUGGACAACCGCAGGCUACAGGAUAAUUAUCCUUACCUUCACGCCUUCCUUCCUAGGGCCCAUCGAUUUGUCAUCGACAUUCCGCGUGAACAGUAUCGGUCCCAGCAACGACAAUGGGACUCACUCGUUCAGGAGAAAGGAAAGGGAAUGGCGUGCAUUCACAUUAACGAGCGCUGCCAGUGGGAUGGCCGUGUUGUUGUCAUGGUUGAAGGGAAUGACGUGAAGGCAGUUGGCACCCUCAAAGUUCGAGUUGAACGCCUUGCUGCUGGGGAGCGUUUGGAUCCUAGCUACUGGGACCGGUCUUUUUCUACAAAUGCCGGAUUCAAGUUCCUACAGCAGGUCCACGACACGUCAGGUGCUUACGUUCUGAUCAACCGAAAGGUUCAAACGUUAAGAGUUUACGGGGACACGGAGAUGCUGGUUAAAGCUAAGGAGAUGAUUAAGGAAGAGGUUGAGAGGCUCGCCCUUGUGGAGGAGGUUAUGCCAUUGAAGGAGCGAUCUGCUCAAUAUUUCCUGACGCGUGGCCUGGGGUUGUUGCAGGAAGUUGUUGGACGUGACAACAUAUCCUUAGAUUGCGCUCCGUGGAGGUUGACGAUCAAGGGUGGAGACGAUGCUCACCAUCACCUAAAGCGGGUCAUGGAUGAAUCUCUGCUGAACCCCGGCUCCAACCCAGGCCACGCAGAUAUCUGUUCCCUCUGUUACGAUACCGUUUCUUACCCCGAAAACUUUGGCUGUGGGCAUUCGUAUUGCACAGCCUGCCUUUGGCAUUAUCUGGAAUGGGCGGCGAACACAAGGAAAUUCCCGCUCAUUUGUAUGGGCAACAAUGCCACCUGCAGGACGCCAUUAUCAAUUCCUCUCAUUCAGAAGUUCUCAACAGCGCAACGAUUCAAUCAACUUGUAGAAGUUGCUUUUCUAUCAUAUCUUGGACAACAUCCACGGGAAUUUGGAUACUGCACAACUCCGGAUUGCAAUCAGAUCUACUCGAGGGACUUGAGCAAACCUAUCCUGCAAUGUCCCACCUGUUUCUCGACGAUCUGCUCUUCCUGCCAGGGCGAAUCCCACGAGGGAAUGACAUGUUUACAACGGAUGCGUUAUAACCCCACAACUGAACAGAAGUGGUUCACCGACAAUUGGGCUUCUGCUCAUAGCAUCAAGAAAUGCCCUGCAUGUGGCAUCCGGAUCGAAAAGGCAGAAGGAUCUAGCCACUUGACGUGUAGAUGUGGUGUUCACCUUUGUUGGAAGUGCAUGGGCAUCUUUACUCCAGAGACGAUUUGUGCACACAUGCAUGGCGAACCGCCAGAGCCAGUCUUGGAGGAACCAAAGAACUCCCAGCUUUUAGCCGCGGAGAAGGCAGAGGGCGAGCAACGAGAACGUGAGCGACAGAGACAGGCAGUUCUGUUGGAACAAACGGAGAUACAACGCUUGCGUGCUGUGGAACAGGCUCAGUUUGAGGCGGAGAGUCGCCGACGACAGUAUGCAGAGUCUCAACGACUGAGAGAGGUGACGAAUAUGCUUAUCCAAGAGGCACGCCAGAGGAAAGAGGCAUGUGAAAAGGAGGAGGCGCGACAAAGGGAGGAGGCACGACAAAGGGAGGAGGCACGACAAAGGGAGGAGGCACGACAAAGGGAGGCGGCACGACAAAGGGAGGAGGCACGACAAAGAGAAGAACGGAUGAGAGAAGCUCAAGCUCUCAGUGAAAGGGAGCUUCAACGGCAACAGUUGGAGAGACAACAACGAGAACAGGAGAUACAACGCUUGCAGGCUGCGGAACAGGCUGAGGCUGAGGCUCAACGGCAGAGGGAAGAGAUGAAUAUGCGUAUCCAAGAGGCACGGCGCCGGAGGGAGGAAGCACGUCAAAAAGAAGAGGUACGCCAAAGGGAGGAAGCAAGCCAAAGAGAAGCACGCAUGAGGGAAGCUCGAGCUGCGAGAGAAAGGGAACUUCGACGCCAACAAUUAGAGGGGCAACAACGAGAACGGGAGAUACAACGCUUGCAGGCUUUGGCACGAGCUCAGGCUGAGGAAGCGGAGGCUCGACGACAGAGGGAACAGGUGCGCCAAAGAGGAGAAUGGAUAAGAGAAGCGAGAGAAUGGGAAUUUCACCGCUUACAAUGGCAGCUUCAGGAACAGGAGGAGGCGGAGAGGGCAUCGGAGAAUGGUGCAAGCUGGAGCUUUACUGUUUGGUUUUUUGUGAUCACUGUUGGCAUCUUCGCGAUGAAGAGCUUAUUUAAUUCUUAA